UUUAAAAGAACCGAUGUUAAAAGAACCAAUCUCCCAUCCAUUACCAGGCACUGGGGGAGGAGAAUGACAGAAAAGUUGGGGGUUUUGUCAGGAAGAUUUUGGGACACUAAAGAGGCAACAGAACACAAAACAACCUGUAAACUUGUCCAAACAUCUCUCUGGCAUUGACAGAAGUGUUACGGCCAUUUUGUCCUCCUUAUUUAUCUCCAUUGCUGGUGUUUGUUGGCCACCAUGUUCUCGGGUGUAUCGGGUGCUCUGUUGCUGACGAGCUUCUACGUGUGUUUGUCGGCAGUACGUCCGUGUUUGAUAAUCAGCGAGGUGAACUGCGAUAAUCCCAGCUUCGACAGAGAAGAAUUUGUAGAACUGUUCUCGCUAAGCGGUGGCUCCACCUCUCUGAACGGAUACACACUCGUUUUCUAUAACGGCAAUGGCAACGUGGCGUACCGCGUCGUGGACCUGAGCGGACACAGCACGGAUGAACGAGGAUUCUUCCUCAUCGGCUCGGCUGAGCUUCAGCCAUCUCCAGCUAUCCAGAUUCCACCAAACACCGUCCAGAACGGGCCUGAUGCCAUCGCCCUGUACGGCCCAUCCUGGGCUCCUGUAACUGAGAACGGCAACGUCUCUGCUGUCGGGCUGCUGGAUGCCAUAGUUUACACAUCUCGCCGAAUAACAGGCACCGCCGAUGUGUUGUCACGCGUCCUCACACCAGGUUCUUUCCCAUAUGUCGAGGACGAUCAGUUUAUAGACGGAGACGAGUCCAUCCAGAGGUGUUGGCUUUCGGAUAAUUACUACAGCUUUCAAAAUGCAACACCCACCCCUGGGCGGCCCAAUAUCUGCCCACCGUCGAACCCUGGGCACCUGUGGAUUAACAGGAUCCAGUUAAGUGGUGGAAUACUGACAGGACCUGUAGAGAUCAGUGUUGGGACAGAGAGAGGGCAGAUGACGGUGGUGGUGUACAACAUGCAGACAGACACGGUGAAGACCAGUGUCGGAUUUUACGCCGGUGAAACUGGGAAUGUUUUUGUAAAUUUUAACACAACCACGUUUUCAGAUUUAGACGGCUGGGCGUUGGCGGUGUACCAGGGGACGGUUGGAGAUUUCCAAAAAGGCAGCCUGCUCAAUCAACUUCAACCGCUCGAUGCCUUCGUCUGCAGCGGACUUACUAACGAACCGAGUGCCAUUCUCACCGAGACUCUCAUACCAGGAAGGAAAGCCUUCAAGCUCGACAGCAGGUUUUCAGACGUUGAUGCUUGCGUCACUCGGUGUGGUGCAGCUCAUUGGGCGAGAGAUCCCGGAGUAUUUCAACAUCAGGUCCGGAGACCGAGCGAGUCCAUCCAGUGCAAGUGGUACAACACCUGCCCUUACAGCACUGGUACGGGCUCCUUCGUCAAAGUGACCGACGAACCUCUCGAUCCCUGGUCAGACAACGAUGGCGACUUCCUGAUCAGCGAGGUGAACGCGGACACGCCAGGUUCUGCGGAAGAUGAGGAGUUUGUGGAACUCUGGCAUCCGUCCGGCCGCCGGACUUCACUCACUGGCAUCUGGGUCCUGCUGAUCAACGGCAACAAUGGAAAAACAUACCGUGAAAUCGAACUCCACGGACACUACACGGACGAUCACGGCUACUUCUUGAUUGGCAGUGAUAAGCUCAAACCGCAGAUCGCUCUACCACCAAAUACUAUCCAAAACGGGCCAGAUGCCAUAGCGAUAUACCGUUCGACAUCCCCCCCCUCCAACGAGAACACCAUCAUUCCCAAGAAUGGGCUCCUAGAUGGCUUGGUGUACCGAUCGCGUAGUUCAGACCGAGACUGGGCAGAUCUCAUCAAAGCUCUGACUCCAGGACAACUCCCCCUGCUGGAAGACACCACGUCACUCGACGGAGACGAGAGUCUCAGCCGAUGCGGACUAAACCGCGUCGACCUGAACUCUUUCAGGGUCUCGUCUCCCACUCCGAUGAAAGAGAACGAUUGCCCCCGCCCCCCUAAAGACCUGGUCAUUAACGAGGUGGGCGGAGUCUCAGGACCCAACGUCUUUGUGGAACUUACCGGUCCGUCGUCGGCUCCUCUGCAUGGCACGGUCCUGGUGCUGUACGAGCUCGACUCUACGACCAGACACGUCGUUCCUCUAGAAGGAGAGCUCGGAAACGAUGGAUUCUUCCUCCUGGCCAACUCUUCCAGUGCUGAUCAGCGUUUACCUGCCCUCUCGUCUCUCGGUGCGGUCUGGUUGUGUUACGGCUUGCCGAGCGUUUGUAGCACUGAAUCGAAGGUUCAGGACAUGUUCUUGCUCUCUAACAAAUCGAGCCUGCGUCCUUUUCUCCGCACGGUAACCCAUCAUGUCGUGCACCCGGUAGCCAGUUUCGAUUCCGUCUCACGCUGUGCGAUGAACCGAUCUGCUGCCUGGACCGCCUCCUACCCAACGCCCCGCCUCCCAAACCUCUGCCCGAACUCCACCCACUCUGUCCACAUGGACCUGUGCCUGCAAGAGUCUGAUUCUCACAUUACAUGUACAGCGGAGGGGUUUGCAGAGCUCCUGGAGCGUUCCUGUCAGUGUGGAAUCUCUGGUGUUCACCUUGCAGGUGUGAAUUUAACUUGCAUAUCCGAGCACCUGUAUGCAGAAGGUCCUGUAUUUGCACUGUCCAACCACCAGAGGGAGCUUGUGGCUCAGGCAGUGCAGAAAACCCAGACGCACUCCUGCGGUGUAAUCCAGGAACGGCUUUACAACAAAGAGUCCUCGCUGGGGCUACAGGUGGGACUGGUGUUAACAGUGGUGCUGCUGUGUGCUCUAGGAGGAGCCAUCUUCUUCUAUCUGUACAAGAAAAAACGGCCUCAAGACUACUAUUCAAUGGAACUGAAUGAACAUGACUCACCUAUGGAUCUCUAGUGCGUGUGAAUGUGUGUGUGUUUGUGUGUGUGUGCGUGAGAGUGUGUGUGUGUGCGUGAGAGUGUGUGUGUGCGUGAGAGUGUGUGUGUGCGUGAGAGUGUGUGUGUGCGUGAGAGUGUGUGUGUGCGUGAG
Messenger RNA from Tachysurus fulvidraco (yellow catfish), 3012 nucleotides. RefSeq lists its product as uncharacterized. The transcript is spliced from 13 exons. The coding region runs from base 232 to 2880 and encodes 882 amino acids. Lineage: Eukaryota; Metazoa; Chordata; Actinopteri; Siluriformes; Bagridae. The record is from RefSeq and is a predicted model, not a curated record.